Molecule: messenger RNA, 945 nt
Organism: Cydia splendana
Lineage: Eukaryota; Metazoa; Arthropoda; Insecta; Lepidoptera; Tortricidae
Exons: 8
Coding region: 58-945 (295 amino acids)
Biological process (GO): sodium ion transmembrane transport
Cellular component (GO): plasma membrane
Molecular function (GO): ligand-gated sodium channel activity
Source: RefSeq, a predicted model, not a curated record
UGUUGACAGUUCAAGAAGCCAUGUGACGUGACGUUGGUGAAAUGCCGAUGGUGGUCGAUGGAGUUCAAGUGUUCGGAGAUGUUCCUCGAGGUGCUCACCGUCGUCGGCAAUUGCUGUCAAUUUGACAUCGCUCAUUUCAAACGUUUCGCUCCCACUAACACAAAGUUUGUACCCGGUAACACAAUUUCCCAAGGACUCGAGCUUACAGUAAACGGUGUCAAAGAAUAUGCAAAUGGAACUGUACGCGAUGGAGCAGUGUCGAUGUUCAUUUUCGACCCUAACAACAAGGCCACCGUGAUAGACAGCCCCAUAUCCCUUGCUUCAACCAGCUAUUUUGAAGUGGAAAUCGAGAUCUUUGCCAUCGAUUCCUCUCCAGAGGUCAAAGCCCUGCCUCUGAAAACCAGGAAAUGCUCCUUAAGUACAGACCAAGCCAUCGGAGCCAGUGUUUACCAAAAGUGCAUUUCAACACUGCUAAUGAGAACAAUCGCGAAUGCGUGCAAAUGUCUCCCAUUUCUUUGUUCAGCUGAAGACUUGUCCGUAGAAGACUACCCGACCUGUACUUGGGAGAGAUACUUAUGUAUAGUACCACAACAGGAAAUCACUUUUGCGGGCAUGCACUCCCUCAUUCGCAUGAACGACUGCUACCAGAGCUGCGACUACGUGGAGUACGACCCGAAAGUGGAGUUCGUACGAAAAAUGAAAAAUGCCAAGAACACAAACUACACCAAACUAGGUGUCCACUACGCAUCUAGGACCUGCAUGAAGUACAGGAGACAGAUCAUCUACACCUGGGACCAGAUGUUAGCUAACCUCGGUGGAAUAUUUGGCCUCUGCCUGGGCGGCUCAUUUAUAAGUCUCAUAGAAAUUGUAUGGUUCCUCGUAGACGUCCUCGUUACCACAAUUAACAGUUACAAAGCAAAAAAAAAAGAAAGUCAUACUUGUUAA